Molecule: messenger RNA, 1164 nt
Organism: Annulohypoxylon maeteangense
Lineage: Eukaryota; Fungi; Ascomycota; Sordariomycetes; Xylariales; Hypoxylaceae
Product: G protein-coupled glucose receptor regulating Gpa2-domain-containing protein
Exons: 3
Coding region: 1-1164 (387 amino acids)
Biological process (GO): adenylate cyclase-activating G protein-coupled receptor signaling pathway
Cellular component (GO): plasma membrane
Molecular function (GO): G protein-coupled receptor activity
Source: RefSeq, a predicted model, not a curated record
AUGGCGACGAACAGCGAAGGAAUACCGUUAUCCUACUUCGAGGCGCCGUACAGCCUCUUAUCCAUGGACACCCACACCUACAACGGACUUCUCGUUAUAGGAACCCUCGCCGCCAUCUCGCUGGUUUUCACAACGACGCUUCUAGGCUUCAUAACAUGGCGCAUGUUUACGUGGAAAUCCCACUACAGCAGUCCCGUUAGCCGCAACCAGUCGAUCGUCCUCAUCUACCAGCUCAUUCUCGCCGACCUCAUCCAAGCGCUCGGGUUUUUGAUCUCGUUUCACUGGGUAACGGAGCGUCGGAUCGUUGGGCCGAAUAGUUCGUGUUUUGCGCAGGGGUGGUUGAUUCAGCUUGGGGAUGUCGGCAGCUCCUUUUUCGUCCUCGCGAUCGCGGUCCAUACGACGUACCAAGUCAUCCUCUCGAAGAGUUUAUCUCACGGGGCCUUCGUUGCUUGUGUGCUUGGUGUUUGGGGGUUGUCCGUGGGUCUUACGUGCCUGGCGCCAAUUAUUGGCGGGCGGUUUGUGUUCAUGAGAGCCGGAGUCUGGUGCUGGAUACAAACGGACAGAGAAGGACUGCGUCUUUCGCUGCAUUAUAUCUGGAUUUUCAUCGUCGAAUUCGGCUCUAUUCUAAUUUACGCCCUAUGCUUCUUUUAUCUAUACCGCCUUAGACGCAGAGAAGCUAUGAUGUCAGGUCGGAACGUGGAGAGUCUACGAAGGGCACGAGCGGCUAUGUUGGCGUACGCAAUAAUUUACACACUCUUGAGUCUUCCUUUAGCUGCUGGAAGAAUGGCCAGUAUGUCAAACAAUACCCCGUCCGAUGGGUAUUAUCUAUUCGCCGGCGGUCUUUUCACGUGCUCCGGCUGGGUAGAUACCGUCCUUUAUACAAUCACGCGGCGAGCGCUCCUCUUCGACGAAUUAAACGUUUAUGGUCGUCGAUCCGGGGUAAACACGGGCAACGGUACACGUCAUGCCAAGGACGCCGGCUUCCAAAGACAGAGCAGUACGGAGUCCAUCCUGGCUAAUAAUGGCUUCGGGAGUAUUGGGGGGAUCAAGAUGGAGAGAACCGUGAAAGUCGAGCUUGCGGACGUGGAAAGCGGACCUGGCAACUCUGGAAAGAACACACAAGAAUAUUAUGCAACAGCAACGGCAGGGGACACGAAAUCCUAG